GACUUGGCCGUAGCCUUGCGCAGUCUUCGUCAGAGUCAUCGCACAGCCACCGGUCCGUAUAUAUAACUGUGUCUCAUACUUCGACGUUCGCUGUCAAUAUUCUACCAUGGAGGCCCUACGACUGCAGAAAAAGUACCCAGAAGUCUCGAGAGACGAGAUGCUUAAUCUCAUUAAUCGAUUCAACUCGAUAUCUACCGACUCACCAGGUCGUGUAGACAAGACCGCAGUUCUUCAAGCUCUGCAAAGCUCUGGUGAAAGCUAUGACCAGGCUAGAGAAACGCUCAAGCAUGUUAGCGUCGAUGCGAGCGGCAAGGUCGAGCUGGAGGACUGGGUUGAGCUUAAUGUCAAACUACACUCGCAAGCAGCGACUGGAGGUGGUAUCAAGACGGCAAAGGGAAAGAUGACCGUGCAGGGGAGCAAUGCGAAUGUCAGCCAUACCAUCAAUGAGGAUGAGCGGCGCGAAUUUACGAAUCAUAUCAACAUGGUUCUUGAGAACGAUCCUGAUAUUUCAGGCCGAUACCCCAUUCCUACCGAUACGAUGCAGCUCUUUGACGAAUGCAAGGACGGACUCGUGCUGUGCAAGCUGAUCAAUGACUCGGUUCCGGAUACCAUCGAUACGCGUGUUCUCAACAAACCGACGGCGAAGAAGCCAUUGAAUGCGUUCCAGAUGACGGAGAACAACAAUAUCGUGAUUACCAGUGCCAAGGCCAUUGGAUGCUCCGUGGUGAACAUCGGGAGUGCCGAUAUCCAGGAGGGCAGGGAGCAUCUGAUCUUGGGGUUGAUUUGGCAGGUUAUCCGGAGGGGUCUGCUUAGUGGUGUGGAUUUGAGGAUCCAUCCAGAGCUCGGGAGGCUGUGUGAAGAGGGUGAGACCAUCGAGGAUCUCUUGAGGCUCACGCCUGAUCAGAUUCUCGUGCGAUGGUUCAAUUAUCAUCUCAAGAAGGCCGGGUGGCAUAGGCGGGUUAACAACUUUAGCAGGGACGUCAACGAUGGAGAGAACUAUACUGUGCUGCUCAAUCAGCUCGUACCGGCAGAAUGCACCUUGGCUCCGCUGCAAACGUCAGAUCUUCGAACGCGCGCAGAGCAGGUCUUGUCGAACGCUGACAAGAUUGGCUGUCGAAAAUUCCUGACUCCCUCCUCGCUUAUUGCAGGCAACCCUCGUUUGAACUUGGCCUUUGUCGCUAAUCUGUUCAACACCCAUCCUGGAUUGGACCCGCUUACGGAGGUCGAGAAGACGGACUAUGGCGCCGUGGAGGACUUUGAUGCAGAGGGUGAACGCGAAGCUCGUGUCUUCACAUUAUGGUUGAAUUCGUUGGGUGUUGAGCCAGGCGUGUUCAACCUCGUCGAGGAUCUCAGGGACGGACUAGUCAUUCUUCAGGCUUUCGAUAAGAUUAGCCCUGGGGUCGUUGUUUGGAGACGGGUGUCGAAACCCAAGGAGGGAAGGGGAGCCAACCUUGGCGCGUAUGUAUCUGGUGGGGCCGUCGGCGAGGAAGAUGAAGAUGUCGGGAUGCAGUCUAAAGGUAUGGGCGUAAGCCGUUUCAAGGCUGUAGAAAACACAAACUAUGCCGUCGAUCUGGCUAGGGGUAGCGGCUUGCAUAUGGUCGGUAUCCAAGGCGCAGAUAUUGUCGAUGGGAACAAGACGUUGGUGCUUGGUUUAGUCUGGCAGCUGAUGAGACUGAGUAUCACCAAGACGCUGACGUCUUUGAGCAAGUCUAGUGGCGGCCGACCUAUUUCAGAUAGCGAGAUACUCAAAUGGGCCAAUGCUACUGCCGCCACAGCAGCGAAUCCCGUUUCUCGGACAAGAAGUAUUAGGUCUUUCAAGGAUCCUUCUAUCUCGACAGGCUUGUUUUUCCUCGACUUGCUAGACGCCAUCAGACCAGGAAUUGUCGACCCCUCGUUGGUUAUUGCAGUCGACGUGACUGGCGACUACGAAGACCGGAGACAAAAUGCAAAAUUGGCAAUAUCCAUUGCGAGGAAGAUGAACGCGUUGAUCUUCUUGGUACCUGAAGAUAUUGUUGAUAUUCGGCCGAAGCUGAUUAUGACAUUUGUGGGCAGUCUGAUGAGCAUUGCAAAUGGACAGUGAUGUGGAACUUUCUUUUGUAUGACGAUGUAAUGCAGGAUAAACUUGAAGUGUACUCAAUAUCUACUGUAAGGUCACAAUACUAGGAGCCUCUUUUUUUAAGGGAGAUUAUCUGUAACUUCCUUGGACAAAGCCAGACACCUUCCCAUUCUCCUUCAUGGGGGGUAAAAGCUGCUUUGCAGCUAAGAUAUAGACUGGCAAAUCU
Messenger RNA from Desarmillaria tabescens, 2282 nucleotides. Its product is annotated as CH domain-containing protein. The transcript has 6 exons. Gene Ontology annotation, cellular component: actin filament; cytoplasm; actin filament bundle. Gene Ontology annotation, molecular function: actin filament binding. Gene Ontology annotation, biological process: actin filament bundle assembly; actin filament network formation. The coding region runs from base 107 to 2080 and encodes 657 amino acids. NCBI's taxonomy places the organism in Eukaryota, Fungi, Basidiomycota, Agaricomycetes, Agaricales, Physalacriaceae. The record is from RefSeq and is a predicted model, not a curated record.